AUGGCUCCUUCACUCCGUUCGCGGAAGCGGAAAGAAGUUUCCGAAGUCGUCGAGUCCGACGACGACCUCAGCGGCGCGGAACUCGAGGGCAUCCUGUCGCAGAGCGAGGAUGAGAGCGACGCGGAAGAGGAAGACCAAGACAAGCCCAACUACAGAGUCGUCAAGGACGCCAACGGCGGCGUGCGCUACGAGUACGAGGAGAUCGACCCCGUCUACGACAGCGACGACACGGACGCCCAGGGCCCCGUCAACACCAUCGGCAACAUCCCGCUCUCCUUCUACGACUCGUACCCGCACAUCGGCUACGACAUCAACGGCAAGAAGAUCAUGCGGCCGGCCACGGGCGAGGCCCUCGACGCCCUGCUCGACAGCAUCGAGCUGCCCAAGGGCUGGACCGGCCUGACGGAUCCCGAGACGGGCAAGCCGCUGAAUCUCAGCCAGGAGGAGCUGGAGCUGCUCAAGAAGCUGCAGUUGAACGAGGUUCCCAGCGACGACUACGAUCCCUAUCCGGACAUGAUCCCCUACUUCACCAGCAUCGAGGAAAAGAUGCCCCUCAGCGCCGCGCCCGAGCCCAAGCGCCGGUUCGUCCCCUCAAAGCACGAAGCCAAGCGGAUAGCCAAGCUCGUGCGCGCCAUCAAGGAGGGCCGGAUCCUGCCCUACCGGCCCCCCGAGCCCGAGACGGAGCAGGAGGACAAGUACUACGACAUCUGGGCCAACGAGGAGCCCCGGGACCGGCACGUCAUGCACAUCCCCGCGCCCAAGCUGGCGCCGCCGGGCUACGACCUGAGCUACAACCCGCCGCCCGAGUACCUGCCGACGGCCGAGGAGCGCGAGGCCUGGGAGAAGCUCGACCCGGAGGAGCGCGAGAAGGAGUACCUGCCCGCCAAGUACGACGCCCUGCGCAAGGUGCCCGCGUACGGCGAGUUCGUCAAGGAGCGCUUCGAGCGCUGCCUGGACCUCUACCUGGCCCCCCGCGUGCGCAAGAACAGGCUCAACAUCGACCCCAGCUCGCUGCUGCCCAAGCUGCCGCGCCCCGAGGAGCUGCGGCCCUUCCCGACCGUCUGCCAAACAAUCUUCCGCGGCCACGCCAGCCGCGUGCGCAGCGUCGCCUUCAGCCCGGACGGCGAGUGGAUCGCCUCCGGCAGCGACGACGGCACCGUCCGCGUCUGGGCUCUCAACGGCCACCAGGAGUGGUCCGCCCAGCUGAGCUCCUGGGACGAGCCCGAGCCCGUCAACGUCGUGCGCUGGCGCCCGGCCAAGGACACCUUCAUCCUAGCCGCCGCCGCCGGCGAGGACCUCUUCUUCAUCGCGCCCCCCGUCGUCAGCGACGCCAUGGAGCAGGCCAGCCGCGACGUCCUCGACGCCGGCUUCGGCUACGCCGCCAACAACGCCUCGUCCUCAGCAGCGGCAACGACAGCAGACGGCGCCAAAAAGGAACCGCCCGCCAAGUGGUCCCGCCCGACGUCCUCCCUCGUCAACGCCGGCGUCCUCCUCAAGCUCACCGUCCGCUCCGCCGUUAAGGCCCUCAACUGGCACCGCCGCGGCGACUUCUUCUGCACCGUCUCCCCCUCGGGCCAGCGCUCCUCCGUCGUCAUCCACACCCUCUCCAAGCACCUCAGCCAGGUCCCCUUCCGGAAACUCCCCGGCCUCGCCCAGACGGCCCAGUUCCACCCCUCGCGCCCCUACUUCUUCGUCGCCACCCAGCGCAUGAUCCGCUGCUACGACCUCCAGCGCCAGGAGCUCGUGAAAAUCGUCCAGCCCGGCGCCCGCUGGAUCUCCUCCAUGGACAUCCACCCCGGCGGCGACAACCUCAUCGUCGGCUCCUACGACCGCCGCCUCCUCUGGCACGACCUCGACCUCUCCAACCGGCCCUACAAGACCAUGCGCUUCCACCCGGAGGCCAUCCGCGCCGUCCGCUUCCACCGCGCCCUGCCCCUCUUCGCCGACGCCAGCGACGACGGCACCCUGCAAAUCUUCCACGGCAAGGUCGUCGGCGACCUCAUGGAGAAUGCCACCAUCGUGCCCGUCAAGCAGCUCAGGGGCCACAAGGUCGACAAGAAGCUGGGUGUCAUGGACAUCGACUGGCAUCCCAAGCAUCCUUGGAUUGUGAGUGCCGGUGCCGACAUGACGUGCAGGCUGUGGGCGUAGACGUGGUAAAGGACAAAGGAAAAGUUAGGGGGGAUGUUUGGGUUCAAUUUGAUGCAUCUGUUGUAGUUUGGGUUGAUAUUAUAGUAAUAAAGCAUAGAA
This is a messenger RNA of Trichoderma citrinoviride, 2247 nucleotides long. Its product is annotated as BOP1NT-domain-containing protein. Gene Ontology annotation, cellular component: preribosome, large subunit precursor; PeBoW complex. Gene Ontology annotation, biological process: ribosome biogenesis; maturation of LSU-rRNA from tricistronic rRNA transcript (SSU-rRNA, 5.8S rRNA, LSU-rRNA). Gene Ontology annotation, molecular function: protein binding; ribonucleoprotein complex binding. Bases 1 to 2148 code for a protein of 715 amino acids. The transcript is spliced from 3 exons. NCBI's taxonomy places the organism in Eukaryota, Fungi, Ascomycota, Sordariomycetes, Hypocreales, Hypocreaceae. The record is from RefSeq and is a predicted model, not a curated record.